UUUCUGUUUCGUUUUUUUUUGUUUUUCGUUUUUUGUUCUUCUGUUGCGGUUUGUUGUGGUCUUUAUUGCCAACGUUAAUUGUGUGUCAUACUAAUUUAUGUACAAAUCUAUGUGCAAGCUGCAUUGCCAUCUGCUGUUCUCCUAAUUACUACUAACCCUCGCAGGGAUCGCUUGCUUAUGUCAUUCCAAUUUGUUCAAAGUUAAAAUAUUUUAGCUUAUAAAUGGUGUGUUGAUUGCCUAAAUGCAUGGGUGGGCACUCAUAUUUAAGUACGCUUGACAGUUUGUGUGCUCGACGUGAUUAGCCUAAGUAAUCAGUGCUAGCUGCGCGAGAUACAACGACCGUGACCGGAGAUGGAUAAAAAAGAGCAUGUGUCACUUUAACCCUUCCGCUGCCAUUAAUUUUAAGCCUCUUUAAAAGCUAUCCCAAAGCGCACAAAUGUUUUGUGCACCAUUUCUACAGUCGUUUUAAUUUUUUAGUUACUGUCUGGAAUGCAAACUGAAAAAUACUAAUCGAUGAAUUUCUAUGUCCACACAAUCUCCUUUGUCUAUAAUUUCUCACUUUUCACAAUUGUCGGAUAGUCUGCGGGACAAUAUAUUUCUUAGAGUGUUCUAAGGGAGUAAACUGUGUGUUUGCUACCAUGCUACGGUAAAGAUAAUUGCGUGAUCAUAGGGGGUUAUAAAUAGGUAUGGCGGGAUCAAAACAUAUAUUUGAUUAACACAUUCAAAUUCGAUAUUUUAUGCUUUGUGGGAUCGAAAUGCAUGUUUAGUCCCUCAUUAUUAAAAUUUGUUGCAAACCGGAAAUAUUCUUUAUUUUCGAAAACCGUUUUUAACAGGCACGGAAAUUUUCAAAUAUAUGACUAUCAAUGUCAUGUGUACCUUAAUGCAAAAUUCGUUAGAUUUUUGUAUUCACAUUUCGGUACAUGGGCACUAAGUAUUUGGCAAUAAACAAAAAUAGUGCGAUUACUCAUCGUCUUUAGUUAACCGACAGAAAUGUUUAUAAAAAAAAGUAACGAUAAAAGACGGCUAUGAGUAUGUGCCAAUUCAGACGAUUUGCUCCAACUCAGCUGGUGCUGCCCAUACACUAAUACUACAGCACGAUUUUCGAACUGUUGGUUUCCUUAGACAAACAUGUGUAUUGUGGUAGGGAAACAAGCAUCAAACUAUUGCUUUAUGCAAAUUGUGCGAGCUGUGCUAUUGAGAAAGCCUCCUUUGCUCAGUUUUCGUUUUUCCAUCAGUCUCUACUUUGCAUUUGCUGUUGAGCGACGAUGGAGAGAAGAACUAAAAGAUCGCUUAGUUUAGCAGCCAAUGGUGUUGGCCCCACACAGGCAUCGAAUUCUAAAUAAUUUAGCAGUUAGACAAUCAAACAGAUGCUUCACACACCAUAGAAGUAAACAAAAAUCCAUGCUCUUUCAAUGUCAAUUUGCGAACAGUAUUUUAAAGUGGGGAAUGUAUGUACAUAUAUAAUAUUAAUUUAUGUGUGGUGGCUCUAUUAUCAAAGCAUUGGAUUAAAUAUACAAAUGUGCUUAAGCACAUACAUCUAGUAAUAUCUAUAUGGCUGGCUGGUCACUUAUCCUGUAAAAUAUUACUUUACCGAUUAAUAUGUUUUUUGUUUUCUGCUGCCCAGCUGCUGUCAUCAUAAAUUUGCAAGCCGUCAGAAGGUGUGUGACUUUCUAUUUACCUUUGCACUAACCCUACAAAUUCGCUUUAUUCCACAUAGUUGAAUCGGCGUUGGGUCGUAAUGGGUUUUCUACGUAAGUUUUGUAUAUACAUAGUUAGGCUAGGUACUAAGUUACUCAUACGCCCUGUGUUUCUUUGUUAAAGGUCAAAGUCUUCCCUACCGCUUGCGAAAUACAUGCGUUGAUGUCCAUAUAUACAGCAAAAUGGUAAUAUUUAUUUAAAUACACGUUUAUGUACAUAUGUACAUACGUUUAAAAAGAUUAAACAAUUUUCGGACGCCUAGGAAUAGCCGUCACAGACCAAAAAUGAAUGAAGUAAUGCUACAAAUUGCUUAAAUAAAUUACAUAUAUAAAUUAUUGUAAAGAAAGGAGAGUGAGGCAUCAGCUGGUAAACUAAAAAAACUAAGGAAAGCUGUAGAAUUGUCAUAUUGUAAGCAUGACUUCUUACCCGAUUAUUCGUCGGUAAAAUCGAUAGAGACGAUCUAACUUGUUCCAAAAAUAUACAAUGGCUUUGUUUUGUUGAUUUUUCAAAGUGGCUUUAGCGAUAUAUCGAUACAAACUGUCUAUCUAACGGAGCGAUAGUCGGUUAGUGGUUCUUAACCUUAUGUUGCGCCCCUCUUUAUUAUACGAAUAAUAUUUUAAAUACAAACUCGGGCCGCCAAUAAUUGCCAAUCGCUCUCUGAUGUGGAGUUCUUGCUCUCAGACACUCACUAAUUUUCGAAAAUUUUCUGUCGACUGAGAGAGAGUUCUUUCGAGCAGACACUUAACAUCUCUUAAGAGAACACUUUUCGUUCGAAAAUGGCAUCUUGGCAUUUUUCGAAAACAUUUUAACAAUAAGAAAAUAACAACUACGCUGAAGCAUUUGGCGGCAUCUACAACGACUACGUCAACUUUGGCGUUUCAUCCACAAAAAAAAACAGUGCGGCAAUACCCUCGUGCAUUAUAGGUCGAUGUAGACGAGCUUCGCUUUGUAGCAAAUUGCCGAACUUUGUGUUCGUGGCCAUUUUCGAAUGAUGUGUUUUGAAAAUUCUUAUUGUUAGUGGUAAUAGAGUGUCGGUUGUGACGGGUGAAAUUUUAUUAUUUGCGUUGUGUCGACUGGAUUGUAAUCGUUAAAAAUUUUAAAAAUCAAUUAAAAGAAAAACAGCAACUUGGACGGAUUAGAAUUCUUGUUGCGAGCGAUUGCAAUAACUUCGCACUUCUGUAAAAAAAACAUGCAAAUUCUGAAAAUGAAAAUAAUGGAAAAAUUUAAUAAUAUGUGCAUAUGAAAAUAUAUAAAUGGCGAAAAAAUAUUCGCUAGUGUUCGAAUAUUUCGUGCGAUCAGAAACAUAUCAAAAUCAAAUUAAUUACUGUAUAAAAGAUUCAAAUUUGCCGUAUUAAUUAUUAGAUAUUCUUUGAAAUACGAGGAAAAACUAAAAAGACUGAAAUGUAUGAUUUAAAAACAUGAUAAAUUCAGUGCGAAUAGUAUUGACGCAAAAGCCCUACAAAAACGGAACCACUAACUUCAAGAAUAGCCACAGCUACAACAACAACAGCGACAUAUGUAUAAGACAAGAGCCGUUUGCAAAAAUAAGAAAAUUUUGUCUAUCAGCGUCGCGAUACACGUACAUACUUACGUACUUAAGUACAAAAGAAGAGCAAUUUUUGCCAGGAGCAAACACCAAGAAGUGACCCAACGACUAAACGAACAUUGGCAAUAGGAAUUAUUCUUAGAAAUGCAGCUAUUUUUGAAUAAGCGAAAGCAAAAACAGAUAAACACAAUAGAAAUAAAGAACUUAAACCAGCAGCAAUCAUAAGAACUUAGAAUCGAAGGGACCGGGACCGACGCGUUUAGAAAAACGGCAGUGACUGCAAUACAAAGAAAUAUAAACAGAAAUAAAGAAUGGCCACAACAUUCUUGAAUCGUUUUCAUCGCGAAAAAAGUGAACGCCAGGGGUUGAUGGCGGCAGAUAGUAACGUCAACACUAAAUCGAAGAAAAAAGACAAAGAAAAAGGCAACAGUGGCGGAAAAGCUGCUGAUGGCACAAAUGACGUUGGGAUCAUGUCGGCGCCGCCCACACAUUCGGCUGCUGCUUUCGCCGCGUCAACGGACAUGACGAACUCAGUGACAGAAAAAUCGGACGCAACAGCAACAACAACCUCACAACAGCAGCCAGCGCGUCAGCAACGCCGCUACAUACGCAGCGCCACAGCGGCGAGCGUAACGCAGCUCUUGUCGGAAAGCUGUAGCAGUCUGUUGCAGCGGUUCCGUCGUCAUCCGAGCGAGCGACCCGAUAAAAGUCAAAAUCAGCAGCAGCAGCAGCAGCACCAAAAACUAAAUCGUGAUAUUAAGACUACUGCGAACGACGAGUAUCGGGAUACCAGUAAGACGCCAACAAACUUCGAUAAUAACAAUUCAAAGUCGGUAAAGAGUCGGGAAAAGCUUAUAGAGAAUUGUGAAGCUGCUACCGACAACAACAGCCACCGUAAUUCGAUGUGCGAUCGUAGACGUUAUUAUGGCGGUGGAGGAGGAACAGGAAGUGGCUAUUAUGCCGGUGGCGGAGGCACCAGUACGGGCCGCUAUCAGAAAAGUGCGACCGCAGUGUCCGCACUGGAUCGUUUACGCUCGAACUUAAGUCCCGUUACGUCAUAUUAUAAGCCGCUGAUGCGUAGCUUUGGAAGACGUGGUGACGAUGAUAGAAAAGACACCGACAAAGACAAAACUCCCACUGCGAGUGGUACCAGCAAGCUUUCAGCCAUCUCCCGUCUCGAAAACAAAUAUUCGGAUAUCCUUGAUCGUCAUAGGCAUCACGAGGACGAUCGUGACAAAACACUCGAGCCCGAUGAGAACCGAAAUCCUCUGUCCAAAUCAGCGACUUCGCAUCAGCUGUUGGGCGUUGGACGGCCAAAGUUGUCGUCAGGUUCGUUUAAUGCGGCCGAUCGGAAGGAACGCACACCUUACCGCCUUGGCCGAAAUAAGACUAAUCGGUAUUUAGGAGAUUCGAACGACAGCGGUUAUGUAACGAGUACCAACGGCAGUACGCGGGGCGAACAUACGACCCUCCUCGACGAAAAUUAUCCGCUAGAUUAUGGUGGAAGUAGAUACCGCCGAAAUUAUGAAAUGCCGCGACACCAUUUAGAGAACUACGAAGCGCUAAAGGCGGGUGGGGCGAUGGGAUACUCGCCAGGGUCUAGCCGUAGUGGUCGUGGUGCAGAAUAUGCCGCCGGUUACAAUGCACGCAGCUACAGAAGCCGUGAUGUGUACGAUGAUUAUGGUGGUGGAGGUGGUGGCGUCAGUUCCCGCAGCAGACCUCAUGCUUACGGUCGAAAUAAGACCUCGGAAAAUCUAUUACCAUCCGCUAUUGAAACAGUGUCUAGCGCACAUGCUUCUUUCCGUCCAGAUUGUGAAGAUUACGGUGUGCCGAAUUCACGGAAUCGGUUUGCCCAUCGCCGCAGAGAUAAUAUGACGCAACGUUUACCAACACGGAGGGAAGAACUCACCGAUGAAGAUCGUGAGAUACUUAACGAUGAGCGGUCGUCUGCUGAUAAUGCCGCGAUCCUACUGCUUCUCAAAGAAGAUAAUCAAUAUCUAGAAGCGCGGAAAUUCGAAGAACGUAUGCGUAGACGCAAGGAGCUACAGCAGCGUAUGUUACGUUAUGCGCAAGAAGAUGCUGCUGCUGCGGCAGCUGAGAAAAUAAAGUUAACUAAACAGAGUGAGAAGGUAGCCGAAACUGAAAUGUCUGAGGCGAAAAUCUCAAAGCAAGCAGACAAUGUCAACAAUGAAGAGGAAGCAUCGAAUGCUAAAACAACACAGAAGACAACAAACAAUCACAAUAAAGUAGCUAGUCCAAUUACCGAUAGUGACAGUUCGUCGGAAAGUAGCUCUGAAGAAUCCGAAAGUAGUAGUCAGGGAGAUAAAGCUAUAACCACAGCUACUCCUAACACAAGUACUACACCUACAACAACUGCUGUUAAAGACUCUAAAGACGAUGCCACAGUCGCUGCAGCCACAAAUGCCAGUAUACCAAACUCGACGUCAGCUUCUGGCUCCAGUGUUACCACACUACAUGCAGAUCGUAAUAAUAAUGACCUCUCUAAGUACAGACCAACCGUUGAUACCAGCUUCAAAUCGAACGGACUCAUGCACUCAUCGAGCUCUGGGGCUUUAGCAUUUGGUGGCAUUAGUGAACGUUUAGCUGCCGGACGCUCACAACGUUACCAACCGGUUACGUCUUCACGUACGGCUGCGCUAUUGGCUGAUUUAGACACCAUACGCCCGACUGCAGACAGCAGCAGUAGUCGUUAUCAGCAACACAAGAAUGUUUCAAGCGAUUCAUACAAAUCGUCGUAUCUUUUCGAUCCAUACUAUUCAUAUGGCGGCGCUGGGGGAUCUAGCGCUGCCGGCAGCCGCCGUACAGGAGCAGCCGCUGGCCUCUCAUCGUCCUCAUCGGCUUAUCAACGCCAGCAGAUGCAUGCUUACCAGCAGCAACAACUACACCAAUAUCAACAACACCAACACAUGUUGUCGAAGAGCGCCACAAGCGCGGCACUCUUCCAGAGAUCGCGCAUUCCAAAAACCCUCUCAGCCUUUACAGCAAAGCCCGUCAUACAAGAUGAUGCUGAUGGCCACUUGAUAUAUCACAACGGCGAUAUACUUCUUCACAGAUAUAAGAUUAUGGCUACACUGGGCGAGGGUACAUUCGGACGAGUCGUGAAGGUCAAGGAUAUGGAGAGGGACUUUUGUAUGGCCUUAAAGAUCAUCAAAAACGUGGAGAAAUAUCGUGAAGCUGCGAAGCUGGAAAUAAACGCUUUGGAAAAGAUCGCUCAAAAAGAUCCACAUUGCGAACAUUUGUGUGUAAAAAUGAUUGAUUGGUUCGAUUACCAUGGCCACAUGUGCAUCGUUUUUGAGAUGUUGGGUUUAAGUGUGUUCGAUUUUUUGCGCGAGAACAACUAUGAGCCAUAUCCAUUAGAACAAGUACGGCACAUGGCCUAUCAAUUAUGCUAUUCAGUAAAAUUUCUACACGACAAUCGCUUAACGCACACUGAUCUCAAACCUGAAAAUAUUCUCUUCGUCGAUUCGGAGUAUACGACGCAUUAUAAUCACAAAAUUAAUCGCGAAGUGCGUCGUGUUAAAAAUACCGACGUUCGCCUCAUUGAUUUCGGUUCGGCAACAUUUGAUCAUGAGCAUCAUAGCACAAUUGUUUCUACACGUCACUAUCGUGCACCGGAGGUCAUUCUUGAGUUAGGCUGGUCGCAGCCCUGUGACGUUUGGUCUAUUGGCUGUAUUCUCUUCGAGUUGUACCUAGGCAUAACACUCUUCCAAACGCACGACAAUCGUGAGCAUCUAGCGAUGAUGGAGCGCAUUCUAGGUCAAAUACCAUAUCGUAUGGCACGAAAUCAUUGCCAUUACAGCAAAACAAAAACGAAAUACUUUUAUCACGGUAAGUUAGACUGGGAUGAGAAGUCUUCGGCUGGGCGUUAUGUGCGCGAUCAUUGCAAGCCACUAUUCAGAUAUCAAAUGAGUGACACGGAAGAUCACUGCGAACUUUUUGAUCUGAUCAAGAAAAUGUUGGAAUACGAACCAUCUCAGCGGGUGACGUUAGGUGAUGCCCUUCGUCAUCCCUUCUUCGAUAAGCUCCCACCGCACCAACGCGUUGGUGAAAUCGGCAAUAUAAAACAGGCGAUUUCUUCCGGCAGCAGUAGCAGCCGCGAACGUUCGCAUAGUUUGUCAAGAUGAGAUUUGGCGCGAUUUGGUUAUUGUUAAUUAAAAUUAGAACUGCAACAGUGAACGACAUAGAAGUAGGAGGAAAACAUAUGGACAACCGACAACAAACAGAUGUAAUACAAUGAAAUAAACGGAAAGCAAGCAUUGGAAUAAGGCGCGCGCCCAGCACAUAACAGGUGAUGACGACAACGGUGCAGCGCAACGACAACGAUGCCAUAGAGAACAUAGCAUAGGAAAAGAAAAUCAUCACCACACUUAGAAGAACACCUUAACCCGAUUGGUCGAAGUCCAAUCAUCGGCAUACAGCAAUUUUGUAGUAACACAAGAACAGGCAGCAGAACGUAAGAGGAGAAAAGCAUAAAUAGUUUAAGAUACAAUACACACAAUACUAAACACUAGUAAAGCUACUUUUUAUAAAAGAAUCUUGGAAUUUGCGGUAAAGGCGCAGAAAAGUGGUUUCCACACACACACACACACACAAACAUAUACGCACAUUCUGCGAAAAUGUCUUACUGAAACCUUUGCGACAAUUAAUUCUUCUAACUUGUAAUUAAUUACCCAUGUACUUUGUAUCGCCAUAGAUGCAUUCAUCAUGCGUAUAUGAUUGAUUUUAUAUUCUUAUAUACAUACAUAUAUAUUUUGUAUUUUCCACUAAUUCAUAUUUUCGUGAGAGUUUCAAUGAAAUGUAUUAGUGUUUUUUGGGCAAGGUGUGCAAGAUAUGUGUGUGUGCACAACGCGAUCAUCCACAAGAAAUUAACGUAAAAAAGCUAAUUAGUAACUAUAGCCAAUAUUAAUUAGAAAGUUUUUUAAAGCUUUUAUUUUCGUUUCUAAUAAAUGUAAAAUAAUCAUGCCUCUGUGAGCUUAUUUGCUUUGCGACAACCAGCUCGAUUCCUCAAUCAAAGUAAAGUGUUGUAUGUUAUUUGUUGGAAGAAGUGGUCAUUUCUUGUUUUUUUUUUAAGAAACUCAGGAUAAUUUUGCAAAUGAGCUAAACUUACAACAAAGUUGGUUGGACAUGUUUGAUGUGCGUCUCAGCGCAAAUUACAGUCAAGACACGAAGCAUGUGAUUUUGUAUAAACGAAGCCAAAAUUAUUAUAUAUAAAUAUAUAGCGCAAAACAUUGCUUGUCGUACAGUGUCUCAUCCCAUUUACGUGGUUCCAUGUUGUAAUUAUAAUUAAGAAUAACCAAAUCAAGAGUCGUUCGUCGUCGAAGAAAGAAAAAAUAAUCCCAUUUGAUUUUUGUUCCCUUAUAUGUAUUGUAAUGUAAAUAUACAUAUAAAUAAAUGAUAAAAGCUUUCGAUUAAAUUAAAUAAAAUACGAUAAGAAACGGUUGUACACAUACACAAGAGCGAGCUUUAUUUGAGCAUACUAAUGAGUUAAUCAAAUUUGCUUUCAUUGUUUCCAUUAACACUUUGCUUCUCUCUCUAACCUGUUGGUAUGUGAAAACGCUGCGGCUAGUUGCGUAUGUGUGCAAAAGUCUAGAAACAAGAGAGGUGACAAUUAUUGGAUCAGACGCGCACACAUCUAUGAUGUGCGAAUUUAUAUGUAUACAUACAUAUAAACGUAUGUAAAUUUAUUGAUCAUUAAUGAUUUUUUUUUUGCUUUGACGUCAGCGAACGUCCUUAGUUUUUCAGCUGACUGCAUGGGCAAUUAUUAGCAUUGCUUUCUCCUGCAGAGCCUCAAAUUGAGAUAAUUGCAUUGAGUCAGACUUAAAUUAGAUCGUGCUCAUGUUUUCUUCUUUUUUUAUGGAAAUAAUCCACUUAAACUUAAGUUCAAAACAGAGCGGGUGUUCAAUAUUGGAUUUUUAUAUAAAAUAUAUAUGUAUAAAUAAAUCUACUUUUAUGUUAAACAAACUAUCAGAACUGAGCGUACAGAGGAAUCUAGUGAAAUAUAAUGCUAAGAAAGUAAAAAGUGUUAAAAUUAUUGAAAAAUGAAUGAAUAUUUAAGUAACUAGAUUGCAAUCAAUUAUAAAGCGCUUGUAUUUCAAAGGGAUCUUAUCGAGUCAAAUGUUAUCAUAUGACAUGUAAAUAAACUAAAGUAUAGAACCGCAAGGAAUAAUAUAAAUCAUAUUAAAAAAGUUGAUUUGAUUGAAUUUUUGUAGAAAUUAAAUAGAACUUUGUCGAAACAAUAAGGACUUAUACAUAUAUGCGAAUUCCAAUCCAAGCAGUCUUUUGAACGCGGUAAAAAUGUCAGUAUAUGUACAUAAAGUGUCUUUUGCUUACCCUAUAUGCAGUUUUGUAAAUAGCAAAAACAAAGAAAAGUGGAGCAAAUCAUGAACCGUGGAUCAUUCAGCCAAAGGAAAGCGCAAAUAACCACACUUACACAUACACACUGGUCGUUUCUAAUUUAGUUAGUUUGUUUGUUUGUAAUUUCUACUAUUUAAAAUGUAAUUCAGUCAUAAACAAUUGUUACACCGACCAAACGAAACUGUGCAACCGUUCAAGUCCAAAAUCUAGUUAUUUUAGAUUUUGGACUUGAACGGUUGCACAGUUUCGCAUACUGUUAUGUGGUAAGGGCAGUAAUUUAAUGAUUAAAUGAUUACGUUGUGGAAUUCGGAUGGAUGUGAGCAAGUACAAACAUCCAUAAUGAAUUCUAUUCGAUUAUUUAUUUCCGUUUGAUUUUAGUUUUUAGCUAUGUUUUAAAUUCAUACAAACAUUGAAUAUUGUCCAUAAACACAUAUACACACACACACACUCAGUUAAAUAUACUAUAUAAUGUACUAAAUAAUACGUAAAAUAUAUAUUAUUACAAUUUAUGAUUAUAAAAUGAAAAACUAUUAAAAAAUAAAGAAUUGACUAUGAAUAAU
Molecule: messenger RNA, 10179 nt
Organism: Bactrocera dorsalis (oriental fruit fly)
Lineage: Eukaryota; Metazoa; Arthropoda; Insecta; Diptera; Tephritidae
Gene: Doa
Product: serine/threonine-protein kinase Doa
Exons: 13
Coding region: 3556-7389 (1277 amino acids)
Biological process (GO): protein phosphorylation
Cellular component (GO): nucleus
Molecular function (GO): ATP binding; protein kinase activity
Source: RefSeq, a predicted model, not a curated record